GACGACCUGCGCGCAUACGCGGAGAUGGCGGAGGAGCUCCGCCAGCUGCGCGACGCCGACGCCUCCGCGGGCGGGGUCGCGGGCGCGGGCCACGCCGGCCUCGCUGGCCUCGCCGGCGCGCCGGCGUGCCGCCGUGCUGCGCGGAAGGCGUGCAGGUACGCCUGCAUAGACGAGGAGGAGUGUGCCGUGCAGCUGCGCUGGCACGAGCAGGGGCCCGGGGGGGACCCCUUCGUGCACGGCUCUGGCAGCUUCCACCCCGCCCGCCCCUCCCAGGGCCGCGACUGCGCGGUCAGCCUCUCCUUCGGCGACGCCCAGGAGCUCGCCUUCUGCCGCUCAGGCUCGGACGAGACCGUCUUCCUGGACCGCCCGAACGGCAGCCUCGGCCUCGUGGGCAGGGACGCGUGGCUGCGCUGGAGGGCCGGCCCGCGGCUGUGCCCGCCGCAGCGCGGCGCGCACGGCCACCUGUCGAUCACGGUCCUCGGACACUCCGCGCUGGCGGCGGAGGAGGGGGCGCUGGCGCCGGCGCCGAGCGACCGGAGGCUCGGGAGCAGGGCCCAGGGCGGCUGCCUCGAGGAGCCGUGGCGCGGCUCGGCCCGCCCCUCGCUGCGCGUCCUCGCGGUGCCCGCGGGACCGCAGUACGGGCGGCCCGUGCGGCACGACGACGUCAUCAUCGUGCCGGAGUUCUUCUGCCCGGAGGACGGCUGGGGCAAGGGUGCACGUCGGCUCCUCCGCGAGAUGCGCGAGAGCCAGGCGGCCGGGGCCCGCAGGGCCGAGUGGCUUCCGUGGCACGAGGGCGCGCACCUGCUGAGCCAGAACCCGGCCGUCUCGGCCACGUACCAGCGCGUGCUGGACCGCAUGUGCGAGUAUUUCCACAUACCCCCGGGAAGCGUGGCACCCGCUUCAAUUGGUACCGCGAUGGCUCAGACUGGAAGCCUUUCCACCACGACUCGGCGGCGUUCAACGCCUCCCGCGCCAGGGACCAGAACUGCACAGUGGGCCUCUCCUUCGGGGCCUCCCGCGAGCUCGCUUUCAGGCACGCGAGGACCGGGGAGCUGGUGUACUUCCCGCAGAAGAACGGCAUGCUGUUCUUCUUCGGCCAGGACGCCAACAUCGUCUGGCAGCACGGCAUCAACGCCCUGCCGCGGGACGAGCAGGACGGCAAAGGCCGCAUCUCCAUCAUCCUGUGGGGUCGGUGCACGGCGGCGCUGGACGAGCCAGGGUCGCCACCGAUGCUGACCGACGAGGCGCGCGAGGGCACGGGCAAGGGCCGGGGCAAGGACCAGGGCGCCUUCGACAUGCACGCCCGGGGGCCCUGGCCCUGCAGUCACAGUGAGCCCCAGGCGCUCGCGGACGCUGGCGGGCGGCCCCUCCGCUGGAGCGGCGGCCGAGCCGACAAC
This is a messenger RNA of Prorocentrum cordatum, 1397 nucleotides long. The record is from the annotation of a GenBank genome assembly. Lineage: Eukaryota; Dinophyceae; Prorocentrales; Prorocentraceae.